AUGAAGAAGUUCCUUGUGCUCAGCUUCGUUUUGGUCCUCCUGACCAUUCUUGCAGACACUUCACCAAUUUUGAAUGAAAAGGAAGCCAAACAGAUUCUGAGAACUCGUCGUGAAGACAGACAAAGAAAAGCUGGUUUCCCUGAUGAGCCAAUGAGGGAGCAUAUGCUUUACCUCCAGCGCCUGGAGCAGAGAUCAGAAGAACAAUUCCUGGAACACUGGUUAAAUCCACAUUGCUUUCCACACUGCAACAGGGAUUUAGUCCAUCCAAUCUAAUGGAUUUACCUGCCCCAUAAUUGAUCUCUUCAUGUGCAUUUAAGAGGAUACAUACGUUGUGUUUUGGUGGACAAGA
Messenger RNA from Tinamus guttatus (white-throated tinamou), 349 nucleotides. Lineage: Eukaryota; Metazoa; Chordata; Aves; Tinamiformes; Tinamidae. The record is from RefSeq and is a predicted model, not a curated record.